This is a messenger RNA of Ailuropoda melanoleuca (giant panda), 3310 nucleotides long. Its product is annotated as kinesin-like protein KIF28P. The record is from RefSeq and is a predicted model, not a curated record. Lineage: Eukaryota; Metazoa; Chordata; Mammalia; Carnivora; Ursidae. Gene Ontology annotation, biological process: microtubule-based movement. Gene Ontology annotation, molecular function: microtubule binding; microtubule motor activity; ATP binding.
AUGACAACGCCUCUGCCGAGUACUGACGGUGUGCGAGCAGCGGUGCGCGUGCGGCCUUUCAGUCAGAGAGAGAAGAAUUCUGGGAGCAAAUGUGUGAUUUCCAUGCAUUCUGGGACCACCACAACCAUACAAGACCCUAAGAACCCAGAGCAGAGGAAGACAUUUACUUUUGACCUGGCGUAUUGGUCUCACGAUGGAUUUCAGAAGGGUCAAGACGGUGUGUUUAUUUCAGCUGGUCCUAGCAGUCAAUUUGCAAGCCAGAAAGAUGUUUUCCACGAUCUCGGCAGGGGAAUUCUGGACAGCGCUUGGCAAGGCUAUAACGCCACCCUCCUAGCCUACGGCCAAACCGGCACCGGAAAAAGCUAUUCCAUGAUUGGAUUUGGUGCAAACAAGGGUAUCAUUCCAAAUGUGUGUGAGGAGCUCUUUCAAGCAAUUGAGAAGCGGGAGGGAAAUGAGGAAUACCAGGUUACGUUCAGUAUGCUGGAAAUUUACAACGAGCAGAUAAGAGACUUGCUAUCUAGAACCAAGAAGCCUGGGGGACUAAAAGUCAGAAAAGAUAAACAGCUGGGCUUCUAUGUGGAUGGCCUGAAGUCAGUGCCCUGUGAGAACUAUGCACAGAUUGAAAGGUUGAUGGAACAAGGGACAAAAAUAAGGACCACAGCAUCGACCAACAUGAAUGCCAGCAGCAGCCGGUCUCAUAUGGUUAUCACCAUUCAGUUCAAGCAGGUUUUCCUAGACAGAGACCUCACCAAGCAAUCCAGUAUUAAUUUGGUGGAUUUAGAAGGAAGUGAAAGGCAGAAAUCUUCAGGAUCUGAAGAAGACAGACUGAAGGAAGGAUCAUGAGUUAAUUUAAGUUUAACCAAUUUAGGAAAUGUUAUCAGCGCUCUGGCUGAUGCGGCCACGGGGAGGAGAGUGCUGCACGUUCCCUACAGAGAUUCUGUUCUGACCAAACUGCUCCAGCCAGCUCUGGGCGGCAACAGCAGAACUACUUUGAUAGCAGCCAUAAGCCCCGCUGACAUCUGCUAUGAAGAAACUUUGUCCACGUUAAGAUACGCUGAAAGGGCUAAAAAGAUCCAUAACAAAGCCGUGGUCAACACCUCGACGCUGAUGAGAGAGUCAGAGGCAGAGAACAACAAACGGCAGAUGACGGAGACCUUCCCUCACCUUCUCAACGUCAACGAGGACCCACAGCUCACGGGUGUUCUCAAGUACUUCAUUCAGAAUGGUACUCAACCAGGACCUUCCCCGCGGCCAGCCUUCAGCACAUCUCCCAAGGCCCUUAGAAUUUCAGAUAAGCACGCUUCCUUCACCAAUCUGGAUGGGAAAGUGAUGGUCACGCCACACAGCAAAUGCAAAAUUGUCGUUAAUGGGGUGCCCAUCAUGGGCAAGACGAAACUGCAGCACCUGGACCGCAUUAUCUUGGGAUCCAACAGCUCCUACCUCUACGUUGGGUUUCCUUCAGAGCGAGGAAGUGAAGAUUUGAACAGGUUGGACUAUGACUUUUUCCAGCUGGAGAGAGCGGCUGCGGAGGGAGUGAGUGUGGACAAGCUCGGGGCCACGGGCCGCAGGGACGGGAGCGCAGACCCCAGUGUGCUGGCCGUGUUCCAGGACUACAUCAAACUGAUGCCACUGGUGGCGGAAGCAAAUCAAAUGGGCGAAGAGCUGGAGAAGGGACUCAGAAUGGAAUUGAAGGUGAAGAAUUUAGCGUCUUCAGACCCCAGGGGCUACGACCUGCAGAAAGAGGUCAUGGUGAAGGUGACCCACCAAAGGACCCACGAGGUGUGGAUCUGGUCAAAAGCCAAGUUUAUCAAUAGGAAAUUCCUAAUGGAGGAACUUUACCAGCGCUUUCUAGAGGGGGAGGACAUCUGUGUGGCUCAGGAAGAUGACCCUUUCUGGGAUCCCGUCGAGGUGGUCCACCUGGGCUCAGCUCAUGUCUGGCUCCAGCCCCUUGCCUACUGCAUGAAGCUCGAGGAGCAGGUGGAGUUCCUCAACUGCGACGGGUUGGAGGAGGCCAUGCUGCACAUCCACAUGACGCCCUGCUCGCCGGCAGGACAAGCAUGUGGUGAGGACGAUGUGGUUAUUGACCCUUUGGAGCUGCUGGGCAAGAGGAUGGAUUUCCAGAUUGGCCUCGUGCGAUGCCUCGGCAUCAAGUGGCUCAAGGAAGGUGCAGAGCGGGGCAUUCAGAUGGGGUACAGAAUUUAUGAUCUUUCAAGCACUUUCUAUACCAAGCCUGUAUGGAAAAUUGUGAAUCCCCAAAUAGAAGAAACUGUCCAAUUUACAGCCUUAAAUGCAUCUCAGGAGUUUCAAUAUUUACAAAUAAAUGCGCUCGUUGUCGAUUUAUGGGGUCUUCAAGAAGGCUGCGCCCAACUGAGCUGCUCUCAGCCGGACCUCAUGGUCACAAGUGAAGGCCACAUCAUGGUGGACGCCCAGAAAAUCUCCACAGUGAUGGACACAGGCCAGACCACGUCAAAUCAGGUAUCAGAACUUUACGUGAAGUUGCUCAAGUUAGAACAGGAGACGGAACUGCUCAGAAACGUGAACAGAGCCUUGAGAGAGGAAAGUGUGCUGGUUCAAUAACUCCUCUCUUUUCUCGUUACCUCAGCACAGAAGCUUUCGGAUGCCCUGAAGGUCACUCAGCCACUAGCACGACUGCCCGCAGCCAGGGAGCUUUCUCGAACGUACGCCCAGCGAGCCGGCUCGGAGACAGAGUUGGCCAGAGCUCUGAAGGCCUUCUACCAAAGCAUGAACGCAGCAAGAGGGCAGUUCCUCACACUGAGACAUUAUAAACCUCCCGAAGACGAUGCAAUGCUCUGGCCGUUUGUACACCAACAGUCACAGAGGUUAAAGGACUUCGGGCAGCUGCUGGAAGCCAGCCUGUGGCGACUGAAGAGCGACGUGGGCCGUGUGGUGCGGGAGAAGAGGGCGCGCUUGCUGCCUCCGGAGUAGAGCGGGCUGGGCCCGCUGAGCGCACCUGAGCCCCGGCUUGAUGAACUCUGCUCUCAGCUGAGCUGUGCACUCGCCCUCCCCUCCCCGCUCCUCCUCCUGCUUCUGUCUUCAGUUUGAUUUCGAAUCACGUACACAUGAAUCCACAGGCAGGGGGAAGGUGACUGGCGGGAGGAGAUACAGGAGGGGAAUGGCGUGCUCAGGGUGCUGGGACUGGACUGUCCGGGGCUCCAUCCUGCUUCCUCGGUCCCUUCCUGACUGCAGUUUGUGGCAAGCGCCCUCCCCUCACUAAGCCUCUGGUACCUUAUCAUAGGGAAAUGGUAGCAGUACUAACUGGUUAAGGAUGGUUAAGGAACACAAAGGAAUA